Molecule: messenger RNA, 1693 nt
Organism: Gossypium raimondii (Peruvian cotton)
Lineage: Eukaryota; Viridiplantae; Streptophyta; Magnoliopsida; Malvales; Malvaceae
Exons: 13
Coding region: 225-1421 (398 amino acids)
Biological process (GO): spliceosomal tri-snRNP complex assembly
Source: RefSeq, a predicted model, not a curated record
CUGGCGUACCUCAACUCAAAGUGCGGUACAGCACAAGCAAUUGUACCCAAAAGCAGCCAAACCUAAGCCCAAUCUUCAAAGUCCAGACCAGAGCUUGGGUUGACUCCAGAAACUACCUCCACUCUCUUCUUUACUCAACCGCCAAUCCCCUCCUACUCCUUCCUCCUCCUACCUUGUUUUAAGAAGGGAGCAACUUCUAGUUGAGAACUAAAACCGACGGGGAAAUGAUGGAUGCAGAUAAGGCAUUGGAGUUAGUAAAGAGCGGAGCUACGCUUCUCCUCCUUGACGUCCCUCAAUACACUCUUAUCGGCAUCGACACUCAGGUCUUUUCUGUGGGGCCUGCUUUUAAAGGCAUUAAAAUGAUUCCGCCGGGUGUUCAUUUCGUCUUUUACAGCUCUUCCACCAGGGAUGGCAAAGAGUUUUCACCAAUUACUGGCUUCUUUAUCGAUGCUGGAUACUCUCAGGUGGUUGUUCGUAUGUGGGAUCAACAAGAGGAACGCUUAAUUAAAGUACCAGAAGAAGAGGAAGAGAGAUACAGGCAAGCAGUUAGAAGUUUUGAAUUUGACAAGCAUCUGGGCCCCUAUGAUCUAAGCCUUUAUGCAGAUUGGAAGAGAUUGUCUAAUUACAUUACAAAAAGCACUAUUGAACGAUUAGAACCCAUUGGAGGAGAAAUUACGGUUACAUAUGAACAUGGGAUGCUGAAGAAUACUUGUAAGAGUGCUAUGGAGAGAGUUUUAGAUGAGCAGUUGAGGAAUAGUAAAUUCUCUUCACCUGCUGAGAAACAUCCUAAAAGAGGAUGCUAUUAUACACCAAUACCCCGUAUCAUAAAGCGCAAAGGAAUUGAAAGUGAACAACUUACUUCUUUGAAUCUUGACAAGACCGAACUAUUAGAGACCUUACUGGUGAAGGAUUAUGGUGGCUCUGAAGAGUCGCUUCUUGGGGAGCUACAAUUUGCAUUUAUAGCUUUUUUGAUGGGCCAAUCACUUGAAGCAUUCAUGCAAUGGAAAUCUUUGGUUAGCCUUCUGUUAGGCUGUACUGAGGCUCCUUUUCAAACAAGGAGUCAGUUGUUCACAAAGUUCAUUAAGGUCAUCUACUAUCAACUAAAAUAUGGACUUCAGAAAGAUCGUAGUGUUGGAGAGGCAGGGACAUCAGCAUUAUUGGAUGAUUCAUGGUUUUCUUCUGAUAGCUUUCUGCACUGCUUUUGCAAGGAUUUCUUUUCGUUAGUGCAAGAUGCUUCAGUUGUUGAUGGAGAUCUUCUCUCAUGGACAAGGAAAUUAAAAGAGCUGCUUGAAAAUAGUUUAGGAUGGGAGUUCCAGCAGAAAAGUGCAGUUGAUGGAAUCUACUUUGAAGAGAAUGAUGAGUAUGCUCCUGUGGUUGAGAUGUUGGAUGAGCCGAGCGGUAGCGAACCCACAACAUCUUAGAUAGUUACAUCAUGUCUUAUUAUUCUUUGUUAAUACAUUAACGGCUGUGAGGGUAGUUUUCAACUUUGGUAAUAGCAAGUCUGGUAUUUCAGUUUACGUAUAGCCUAUAGGAUCAGAGGUAAACAACACUUGAAAUUAAUUACAUGUAUAAAUCAAUUAUCUAAACUACAAUGAACUUCCAAUCUUGUCUCAAAAUUGUGUGAUCAUGGACUGGGACAUAUGCUUAAUUUAAGCCCUGAAAUGCAGUGUUGGAUAGAUACAGCUAUUUUUUA